AUGCCGCCCGUCACCCACGCCCAAGUCAAGGCUCUGUAUGAGGCCACCCGCGCCGCCGCAAGCACCUUCUCCUCCUACAACUUCCGGAUGUACUUCCUCCGGCGUACGGACGAGGUGUUCGCCCCCGCCCUCGCCGCACUGGGCGACACUCCGCCCGCAGCUGCACUCGCUGCUGCCAAGGCGGCCGGCAACGCACCAAACAACAUGACGCGCGAGCGCCUCGAGGCGUUCAUGGGUGAACGGGAGGCAGCCUUGGCGGCUCUGAAGCGAUCGGGAAUCACCAACGCAAUGAUCGGAGGGAUAUCGCACGAUGGGUCACAGCCGGAAGAGUUUAAGAAGAUCAUUAGUAUCGUCGACGACAAGAUGGACGCAGUCUACACUCUAAAACCGCAGAAUCAAACAAUCACAUUGCACAAACUAAUACCUAACACGAUCUGA
This is a messenger RNA of Cutaneotrichosporon cavernicola, 438 nucleotides long. RefSeq lists its product as uncharacterized. The transcript is spliced from 3 exons. Bases 1 to 438 code for a protein of 145 amino acids. The record is from RefSeq and is a predicted model, not a curated record. Lineage: Eukaryota; Fungi; Basidiomycota; Tremellomycetes; Trichosporonales; Trichosporonaceae.